ACCAAACCCCACCAUGUCCGUGCAGCCCGACACCUCUGCCUCUUCCUCCAGCAUGAACGCCGCAAUCCUCGGUGCGACCGGCGCCGUCGGCAAGCCGCUGCUGCAGGUGCUCCUCGAGUCGCCGCGCUACGCCGCCGUGCACGCCUUUCUGCGGCGCCCCAGCGGCGUGCAGCACGCCAAGCUGCACGAGCACAUCGUCGACUUUGACGUGCUGCUCGAGCAGGGCGCCGAGGGCGAGGAGGCGCGCAAGUUCCACGUCGGCGCACAGGACGUGUACAUUACUCUGGGCACGACUCGCGCACAGGCCGGCUCAGCUGCCGCCUUCACCAAGAUCGACCGCGACUACGUCGUGGCCGGUGCGCGCGCCGCCUUCGAUGCGUCGAAGCGCGAGCAGUCGCGCGUGCUGUACUGCUCGGCGCAGCUGGCCAGCAGCUCGGCGUCAUUCCUGUACCCGCAGAGCAAGGGCGAGACGGAAGAGGCGCUUGCGUCGAUUGGCUACAGAGAGGCAUUUCUCUGCCGUCCAGGCUUCCUCGCCAACGCCGACCGCGGCGGCAAGAAGCGUCCGAUCGAGACUGCGUACGGAUUCUUCACCCGUCACGCCUCGCGCUUCUCCGACUCGAUGGAGAUCGACACGACGCGCCUCGCACGCGCCAUGGUGCUGGCUGCCGAGCGCGGCGUCGCCGGCCUCAAGGCCGAGGGCCUGGGUGGGGAGGUGCAUGCCUCGUUCAAGUACCGCAACCCGGCGACGCUCCAGGCGGAAGACGCGAGCAAGCGUGACCAGCCCGUCGACACGAUCGUGCUCGACAACGCCACUCUGCUGCGCAUGACGAAGAGCGCCUGACCCUAGUGACGUUCGAAGCUCCUGCUCCCUGCAUCUGCUCUCUGCUCCCGUUGCGCCGCCCGCGACCUAAUGCAUACCCCUCUGCUC
Messenger RNA from Tilletiopsis washingtonensis, 928 nucleotides. RefSeq lists its product as hypothetical. The transcript is spliced from 6 exons. NCBI's taxonomy places the organism in Eukaryota, Fungi, Basidiomycota, Exobasidiomycetes, Entylomatales. The record is from RefSeq and is a predicted model, not a curated record. The coding region runs from base 14 to 841 and encodes 275 amino acids.